Molecule: messenger RNA, 2054 nt
Organism: Populus trichocarpa (black cottonwood)
Lineage: Eukaryota; Viridiplantae; Streptophyta; Magnoliopsida; Malpighiales; Salicaceae
Exons: 6
Coding region: 222-1844 (540 amino acids)
Source: RefSeq, a predicted model, not a curated record
CUAUUCCCUAUCCACACACAAACACUUCUCUCUUCCUCCCUAUAUACUCUCACAUUCGCUCUGUUCUGUUUUCCCCUGUUUUCGCGUCCCCUGUUUUUUUCUUCUCUCUAAAGAGCCAAUCUUUGCAUACACACUGAUCUUUAACCUUGAAAGGUUAGUGUAUAUGUGAUCAAGAGCUAAUCAAAGCAAAUAUCUGAAGUGGGGUUUUUGUAAAAGAAACCAUGGUUGAAGAACAUGGUGGAUUCCAUUUGUGGGCUGGUGGUGAUAAUGGUAAUGGUUUUGAAGAUUCAGAAGAUUUUGAGAGAUUGCUUUAUGGAAAUAAUGUUAAUGAAAGUAAUGAGCUUGGGUUUGAAGUAAACCAGAAAAUUAUAGAUACACCCAAAUUGAGCCAUGAUCAGCAGGAUGAGAUGGCUAGAAAGCUUAUGCAGUUGAAUCCACUUGGUUUACAUCUCAGUAUAACACCAAACUUGAUGAACUCAAUAACGAAUCCUAACUAUACUACAACAGUUGAAGCCGGGGCAACCUGUGAAUCAAGUGACCAAAGCAGGACUAGCAGUGAUUUUGGUCAGCAACCAAUGUCCGAGAAGUUGAAGGCUUCCAACUUUGCUGCCACAUUUAUCAAAAUCGGAUCUUGGGAGAGAAAAUCUAGAAAUGAAGGUGAUCUAGUGGCUAAAUGUUAUUUUGCUAAAAAGAAGCUGGUGUGGGAACUCUUGAAAGGGGGGCUGAAAAACAAGAUUGAGAUUCAAUGGAAUGAUAUAAUUGGAAUAAAUGCUUUAAUGCAGGAGAAUCAGCUUGGAAUUCUACAAAUUGAGUUAAACCAGCCCCCUACCUUCCAUGAGGAAACCGAUCCGCAACCACGGAAACAUACCAUUUGGAAGCCAGCAUCAGACUUCACUGGAGGGCAAGCUUCCAUUUGCAGGAGGCAUUUUCUUACAUUUCCUGCUGGAUACCUUGACAAACACUAUGAGAAGCUUCUACUUAAUGAACCGCGGCUGUUUGAAUUGAGCAAGCAGUCUUUUCCAACGCUGAAAAAUCCCUACUUUCGUUCUAAGUUUUACGGCUAUAGAGGAAUCUCUUUCGAUUUUAAUCGAAGUGGACAGGAUAUCCACCCGGGAAUGCAGUUUAAUUAUCCAAAUUUUCCUCCACAUCCAGUCCAGAUUCAGCAUUUGCAACCUUAUGGGCAUACAGGCUUGUCAUCUUUUAAGGAAAUUCCUUCACCAUCAUCAGUCAUGGAUUUUUCGCCUUCAGAUACCUGCAAUGUCCCCGAGAGUCGAAGGAUAGCUCUUUGGGGUCAAGGGACGAGCAAUUACACAGAUGCUUUAGCAAGGAAUCAAGGUCUAGUUCCUGGUGUCCCAUCAACUGAGGUGCAUCCAGCUGUUCCUUUGCAGAACUACAACUUUACAAGUUCAGGUCAGGUAGCUGAGUUUAAUAAUAACUAUGCAGCUAAAGCUCUGAGUGACCUCGAAAACCAAUUGCUUGGUGACAUGCAAGUUGGAAGCUACGAUGAGAAGUAUCAUAUGGAAAGGGUCCUGUCGCUGAACCAAUUAGUCAAUCUUAACGAGAAAGUUAACCCAGAAAGUAAUAAUGCUUCCCAGGAAACUUUCUACAGCCAAGAUAGUAGUGCCGAGGAGAACUUGGUAUUUAGUACCGGAGAGAAUGCAAAUGAAAUUAGUGGGCAAUUUUAUGAGCAGCAGCCAAUUACUAGCAUGCCUCAGAUUCAUACUGCCAAUCUGCUGAUGCCUCAACAAUGGAACAACUUGCCCUAUGAUUGUGUCAAUAGCCCUAACCUAACAGUCGAUGAGCUUGGACAUGUUAAAAACUUCAACAGCAGCAAUUGGAGCUGAGAUGAGAAUGAUAGAUGUAGGAACCAUAGGAUAGGUGUAAACAUGGGAUUGCAUCAGAUUAGGCCAUACUUUAUUUUCUUUUCUUCCCUUUUCUUUUGCUGUUGAAAAAUGUAAGCUGCGUCAAACUGCAAAUUUUGGAAAGUUGCUGUUUCUAGAAAACUGUUUAAUUUUGAAAACUUCAGAAAAAUUUUCAAUCCCUUUGAUUUGCAA